CCCAGUAGGUGGUGAUGUUUGCGACUAGCUGAUUGCGAUCCACCGUCCUGUAGAAGGAGAGAUACAAGAAAGAAAAAAACAGGAAGCGUCAUCGUUGGGGUUGUCAAACACAGUUGAUUCAAGCGUACGAACGCAAUGCCUUUGGAUUAUGUUUUCUUCGGAUGGUGCCGAGUUUUAAACUAACUUAAGACAAUGUUCAAGUCAAAUAAGGACAGACUGGGGACAAACUACCAAGGAAAAUGCCAGAGGACCUAAGGUCACAGAAUGCGGAGUUCACUCUAAUGUCAGCUCUUCCUGCGGCUACCAUGGGUCCGCUCGAGGUGGUCACCCCCAGCGGAAGCCCCUGAUAUUCCGCUCUCGUUUUGACGGGUUUGCAGAGUGAGGCGAAAUGGAUGACGUGAUCACUCUCAGCUCGGACAGCGAUACGGGAGACUCCGACGUGGAAAUCGUCGGCUCCUUCAGUAACGUCGAGCCCAAACCGGACCCGCUGCCCCUCACGGCGGUCCGGGUCGAGGUCGAGGCCCUCAACGUGGGGACGCUCUACAUUGACCUCACAGAUCCUCGAUGGACUCUUCCAGAGCUGAAACCCAAGAGACAAAAUUUGUCUGCUUCGAGGUUGGUAGACUUGACGGAUGACACUCAAACGAAAGAAAACGGUACAAAAAUCGAAACUCCUACCAAACAAGAUGAUAACUUCAAAGGACCCUCAUCAAGAGACCCAACUGUUUUUGCCCUUCAGAAGGACUGUGGUACCAUGAAACCAAAGAAGAGACCGUUGGACUCUCAAACACAACACCAGGAGCACGCAGAUAAAACGCAUCAUCACACAGCAAUUGUAAAAUUGAGACGAUUGCCCUUCCAUGAAACUGAAAUUGCAGAACUGCAAACAUCAAAGACUUGUGUCUAUUUAAAUGAAGAUUGUACACAAAUGUCACUGCACCUUCAGAAAAUGGACAAUAACAGCGAAGCACCAGAACGGGUUAGUGAUUUGAGGACAACUACUGCAUCAAAUGGCACUCCCCUGGAUCCCUCACUGGAUGAGUCUCUUCACAAGGUGUUUGAAUCUCCGAUCUGUCAAGAAGAACGGGAGAACAGUACUACAUCUACAAACGCGCAGUGUAGUGGUAAAAUAUCUCCCCAUCGACAGACCCCGGCUGACUCUGCCUGCUCAGACAAAGGGGACUUAGUCGAAAUCUCAAAAGAGCUGAGCGCUCAUGAAGACGAGAGAGAUGACUUUUGCUCACCUGUGCUCAUCCCCUCUCCAACAUCCUCAUCCCAAGAUAGAGCACAGGAUUCUUUACAAAAGUCUUUACUAGACUUCUGCUCCAAACUGGAACAACGGAACACAGACAAAGCGGGAUGUGAACAAAGCUAUGUCUCUGAUCCCUUAUGCUCCAACACUCCUACCACAGGACCCAACCGAUGUGGACAUUUUGACAGAGACUCGUCGUCCCACACGAAUCCCAUCUCUCAUAACCUUAAUAGCCGAGUAGACCCAACAGCAAACCUUGAGGAUGCAGUAGCUGAAAGUAUGUCUGAAUGCCAGUCGGAGAAGCUCAAUACUAAUGAGGUGUCGAACAGCUCUGACUCCUUGCACUGGAGCGUCCCUAAUGAGCCUCUUUUGUCAGUGUCCGAUGAGGACAGGGAUAACGGAUCUGGGGCCGGGACAUACAGAGAGAAUCUGGGCAUUGACAGUCCACUUCUUUGGCGGGAUGGUAGUGACGUAGAGCAUAUGAACGAAGAUGGCACAUUUGAUAUGGACUUUAGGGUGGCCAGUCGAAAGGACAAGCAAUUUGUGUGCCCGGUUACACUUAGGGAAAUAAUGUCUGGACGUCUCCAGGUGCUGCUUGAUGAAGAAGAGAAGCUCGGAGCUCCAGAGGUGCUCUGCCGUCAGAGCUUGAGCCUGGUUUACAGUACCAUCGACGAGAACUACCCAGAGGGCACUUUGCAGCUAUUGUCUGACCUACUGCAGCCUGGUCACUAUCCCCCCAGAGAUAUCACAUGCCACCUGCUGCGUGGCAUUCUGCUCGACCUACAGUGUCCCUAUCACCUGUGCGUGCAAGCCUUUAAUCUGCUGAUGAGGACACAGAGACACCACAUAGCUGAUAAAAGCGCAGUUCCAUGGGACUGGGAGUUGCUGGCGUCAGUCAUGGCUGAUCAGAGAAAUUCAUGUGAGGUUGUGCGGAUGCUCCUGGACUAUGUUGUGCAGACGUUGGAGGAUGACUUCCAGGCCAAACGCUCCAUAUCUGCACUCCACAACUCCAUUGCAAAGGCAACAUUGUCAUGUGACGAGCAGUUCCCUCGUGUCAGGGAGGUAAUUAAGUGGCUCUUUUCUGCCAUUAUGAAAUCAACAGAGCAGAAAGAGACUAGAGAAGCAGCCAGAAAGAGAGAUGAACUAAUCAGAAUGGUGUCCAUCUUCCAGAGGAUGCUGUCUUUGGCUCUUGAGGUGGACCGUUCUCCAGCUCUAAACUCUGCCAAGCUGUCCCAGGAGCUCUUUCACAUGCUCAUCAGCGGUAUACCUCUGCGAGCACACAGGACGUUGUUGCUGGAGAGCUUGCAGAGCAAGCUGCUGAGAUGUAAGCUGUUGGAACAUCUGUUGGAUUACGCAUGCCCACUGAAAACCCCUCUGCCCAUGUCGCUCAGUCUUCUGCUUCACUUUCUGAAGUACUGCACUCUGGCACCAGACCCCUCGGAUGGUACUGAACGGUGGCAGAGGUGGGAAGAGUUGGUUCAUCUUCUCUGGAUGUUGCUGCUCAGCUACAACAAAGCAAUGAAAGGCUAUCUGUGCAACUCUGUCUCUGAACAAAGAGGCAACUUGGUUUACAAACCAGAUGAUAUGAUAUCCAAGCUGGCCAUUCGGGACGCUGUGGAGGCCUUCCUGUCCAGAUCCCAAGCGGACCUCGGCCAAGCCUUACCUCUUCACGUGGAAGAGUCCCUCACGUAUCUACAGGAACACCUGCUGGAUGUCUGUCAGUGUUAAAGACAAAAGAAACCGUGUUGUUCACUGUUUUUCUUUAAUUAUUACAUUUUAGGCAUUGUUCUAAAUUAAUAUUUAUAUUUUUGUACGAGUUGACUUGUUCUGAUUUUUUAAUCUAAAUAAAGGCUGUGCCUUGUGUUUUAUGAAUUAAAAAUAUAUUGAUAUAAAACAUAAAACAUGUUUUAAUGAACUAUUGUCUCAGCCAGCAAAGCGCAUCUAACGCAAUCUUCCUUGGAUCGCCAUUUAAAACUUAGCGUCAUUACUUUGA
Messenger RNA from Pungitius pungitius (ninespine stickleback), 3245 nucleotides. It is a transcript of the gene simc1, whose product is annotated as SUMO interacting motifs containing 1. Gene Ontology annotation, molecular function: SUMO polymer binding. The record is from RefSeq and is a predicted model, not a curated record. NCBI's taxonomy places the organism in Eukaryota, Metazoa, Chordata, Actinopteri, Perciformes, Gasterosteidae. The coding region runs from base 389 to 2980 and encodes 863 amino acids. The transcript has 10 exons.